This is a messenger RNA of Lottia gigantea (owl limpet), 1817 nucleotides long. RefSeq lists its product as hypothetical. Gene Ontology annotation, biological process: protein lipoylation. Gene Ontology annotation, cellular component: mitochondrion. The record is from RefSeq and is a predicted model, not a curated record. Lineage: Eukaryota; Metazoa; Mollusca; Gastropoda; Lottiidae. The coding region runs from base 169 to 978 and encodes 269 amino acids. The transcript has 3 exons. Gene Ontology annotation, molecular function: lipoyl(octanoyl) transferase activity.
AUUUUUUACACUUUUAAAUAGAGCACACGUGGUUUAUCGUAGUAUAAAAGACUUAGUUCACAUACGCAGACGACAGUUCAACAACAUAGGAUCUAAGAGCCACUAAAUUGUGCUCUAUUGCAUUUAUAUAGGAAUAAUCUUCAUUUGUAGCAUAGAGAGAACAUCAAAAUGGCAUCCAACUCUUUAGCCAAAAGAGUUGUUAAUGUGAUCAACCUCGGGAGAAUGGGAUAUAUGGGAGCAUUUGAUAUUCAAAACAGAUACAAACGAAUGCAUCAAGAAGAGAUGGAAGGUAAAUCUACUCAAGCUCAAAAUGUGUUAUUACUAGUUGAACACAAUCCAGUGUACACAGUGGGCGUUCGUGGUCAAGGAUACACACUUCAGGACGAAGAACGUUUGCGUAAACUUGGUGCUGAGUUCUACCACACUAAUCGUGGUGGAUUAAUAACCUUCCAUGGACCAGGACAAUUGGUGGCUUACCCGGUUUUGAAUCUCUGUAAUUUUAUUACCCGUCCUAGUUUACCGUGGUAUGUGUCAGCGUUAGAGAACACUAUUAUUAACACUUGUAAAAAAUUUGGUAUCACCGCCGAAGCCUCAACUGUCAACCGUGGUGUAUGGGUUAAUGACAGAAAAAUUGCUGCAAUAGGUGUGAAUCGUAGUAGAAUAGUGACAACACAUGGCUGUUCAUUAAACUGUAAUACUGAUCUAGAAUGGUUUAAACACAUUGAUCCCUGUGGUAUUGAGGAUAAGGAAGUUACCUCCCUUUCUAAAGAGGUGGACACGAAUAUCACUAUUGAAAAAGCCAUUGCACCAUUUUUAAGCUCAUUUCAAGAAUCUUUCGACUGCGAUUUUGAAUUCAGUGGACUGGAACAUCAUGAACUUGAAUCGAUUAUUCAACACACAGAGGGACUAAAUCAGUUAAAUGUCCCAAAAAGCAAGCAAUCUUCAGUUCGUAUGAUGUCUUCAUUGGCUGCUCGAUAGGAUCCAGGGAUAUUCCAAGAGCUGUAGCUUCACUUUCAGUAUUUUUGUGCCAUAUUGUAACUUGCAAUUUUCUGUUAUACUUAAUGCUUUAUUUCCUAAAUCAAAAUAUGUUACUCAAGAGCUUCAGGUCCUGUUUAAAUAUUUCUAUACCACUCUACAAUUAAUGUAUUGAGUAUGAUUUACCAGUUAAAAUACAUCUUUAUUUUAAGUCAUAUAAAGUGCAUGAGGUAAAUGGUAACAGUUAAAGGGAUUGUAAAGAGGUUUUCUAAACUUCUUAUGUGUAUCAGGGACACUGAUAGCAUCAAUUUGUACCAUUCCAAUUUUCAUUCCAACAUCUGUGGUUCCUGAAAUUCCACUAAAACUAAUGCGUUUUAUGACGUCACUAGAGGGGAGCUACUGGAAGCUACUAUUAAUAUCUAUGCAGUUUCCCUAUAGGGACGUCAUAAAACGUGUUAGUUUAAGUGGAAUUGCAGGAACCACAGAUGUCGGAAUGAAAAUUGGAAUGGUACAAAUUGAUGCUAUCAGUGUCCCCAAUACACAUAAAAAGUUUAGAAAACUUCUUAAUAAUCCCCUUAAUUCGGCGGCUGUUGCUGUUCAGGUUUGACUCUGUAAUAUCAUGGUCAGAAGAGCAGAGUUGAAAUGGUUAAUUAAAAAUGUUACUAUUGAUGGUAUUAAUUGUUAUAGCAUUAAAUUACUUCUUAAUGUCAUUUUGCUUUUUUCCUUGGUAAAUAGGUUUUGAUGAAGAUGUUUAACACAGUUUGUUUCACAUUUGUUUUGUUUUUCACUGAUGUUGAAUACUGUUGUUUGUUAUUUAAUAAAGAAUAUUAUUAGAUUAUAAU